This is a messenger RNA of Agelaius phoeniceus (red-winged blackbird), 1803 nucleotides long. RefSeq names its product membrane frizzled-related protein (gene MFRP). NCBI's taxonomy places the organism in Eukaryota, Metazoa, Chordata, Aves, Passeriformes, Icteridae. Gene Ontology annotation, molecular function: protein binding. The record is from RefSeq and is a predicted model, not a curated record.
AUGAAAGACUUCACCGAAAUCACGCUUUGCCCCGAGGCUCUGGACGGCAGCAAGACCGAAUUCUGCAACCCCGUUUUUGAGGGCGAGGAGCCCCGGGCGGCACCGAGCGCGGAGCACCCGCCAGACAAGGAUGGGACCGGCCCCGCACGGCGCCGGGACGGCCUCGGCCAGCAGCUCUGGGCACAGGUGGGCUGGAGGUACCGCGCCGACUGCAAGUUCACCUGGCUCUGCGUGGCUCUGAUGAGCACCAUCCUGCUCUUCCUCAUCGCCCUCCUGCUCGGCAUCGUCAUCCACCAGCUGACGUCCCCACACCCACCCGGUGCCCCAGCCACGGCCCUGCCCGCCCGUGGCACUGCCACCACCGCCACAGCGCCCAUCCGAAGGGACCCCCCGGCCCCCAAAACCGCUGCCACCCCAACCGAGAGCCGGCUGCCCACGGCCCGCACAGCAGCACCGGCCUGCGGAGGGACCCUGCGCGGCCCCGAGGGCUCCUUCAGCUCCCCCAACUACCCCGGCCCCUACCCCCCCAACGCCCUCUGCAUCUGGCACAUCGAGGUGGGCGCCGGCCUCGCCAUCCAGCUGAGGAUGGAGACGUUCAGCGUGGAGGGCACGGCCUCCUGCCUCUUCGACCGCCUGGAGCUCUACGAAGAGCAGGGCACGGCUGGCACUGCCCCUGCUCCGGCCCGGGGGAGCCCGACCAGGUUUUGUGGCAACGUGCCCCCCCCGACCUUCAACUCCAACUCGAACCGCCUGCGGGUCACCUUCGUGUCUGACAGCAGCGUGGGCGCCCAGGGCUUCAGCGCCCGCUACCGAGCCGUGCUCCCUGCAGAGAAGAGCUGCGCCUGGGACGAGCACCUGUGCGACCGGGGGCUCUGCCUCCAGCUGGGCUUCCUGUGCGACGGCUUCCACGACUGCACGGACGGGAGCGACGAGGCCAACUGCAGCCUGAAACACAAAGAAUGUGGGGGGCCGCUGACGGCCUUGGAGGGGCACCUGUCCACCCCGAACCACCCGCAGCCAUACCCACACCAGCAGCUGUGCCUCUGGCAGAUCUCGGUGCCCCUGGGCCACGUCAUCGACCUGCACUUCCACAACUUCAGCCUGGAGUCGCACGAGGACUGCAGCUUCGACUUCGUGGAGGUGCACGACAGCGCGGGCACGGGCACUGCCAGCCUCAUGGGCAGGUUCUGUGGCCACCAGCUGCCACCCGCCCUGACCUCUUCACGGCACGUCAUGACCGUGCUCUUCGUGGCAGACGAGGGAGUUGCAGAUGAGGGGUUCUUUGCCACCUACCAAGCCCGCAAUGCCACAGAGAAGACCUGCAGCCCCGCAGAGUUUUCCUGUGGGAAUGGCGAGUGCCGGGCGCUGGAGUCUGUGUGUGACGGCUGGCACGACUGCCCCGAUGGCACCGACGAGCUGAACUGCACCGGGGUGUCCUACCCGGCCUUCGGGUCUGUCUGCGAGCCCGUGGAGGUGGAGAUGUGCCUGGGGCUGGGCUACAACGCCACCUCCUUCCCCAACAUCUGGCUGGCCAUCCCGGACCAGGAGGGAGCCGCCGAGGUGCUGCAGGACUACCAGACGCUGAUGGAGCUGGCGUGUUAUCAGCACCUCCGCCUGCUCAUCUGCAGCCUCUUCGUGCCCAAGUGCACCCCAGACGGGGGCGUGCUGCAGCCCUGCCGCGCCGUGUGCCUGGCGGCGGAGCUGCGCUGCCAGCAGUCCCUCGGCCUCCUCGGCAUCCUCUGGCCCAUCAACUGCAACAUCCUGCCCGACUCCAGCGACCCCGUGGAGUGCUUCCAGCCCUGA